Zasmidium cellare ATCC 36951 is the source of this 1293-nucleotide messenger RNA. RefSeq lists its product as uncharacterized. Gene Ontology annotation, molecular function: metal ion transmembrane transporter activity. Lineage: Eukaryota; Fungi; Ascomycota; Dothideomycetes; Mycosphaerellales; Mycosphaerellaceae. Gene Ontology annotation, cellular component: membrane. Gene Ontology annotation, biological process: transmembrane transport; zinc ion transport. The record is from RefSeq and is a predicted model, not a curated record. The transcript is spliced from 2 exons. The coding region runs from base 1 to 1293 and encodes 430 amino acids.
AUGUGGCUUCUUUUAUUGCUGUGCCUGGUCAUGGGAACUGCCUCUUUUCUCGCCGGCAUCCUUCCUCUAUCUCUCUCGCUUUCGCCGCGCCAGCUACGCCUCAUCACAGCGCUGGGAACAGGCGUCCUUGUAGGGACAUCGUUGAUUGUAAUAAUACCAGAGGGGGUGGAAACGCUGUAUACUUCAAGUGGGAGUGGACAUGGUCACGAUAAAAGAGCGGUGUCUCUAACGGCAAAGAUGCCAAGUUUGCAAGGGGAAGCAUUGCCCAUUGCCCACGGACAUCCCUCAGGACAUUCGAUAGUCGCUGUACGGUCACCAUUGGAGUACGAUGAUACAGAUACCACAUUCAGAACUGGGCCAGAUGAUGGCUUCUACACUUCCGACGACUCGGAUAAACUGGGCCAUGACGGACACGGCAUGCCGAUAGAUCACGAUGACCUUGGACAGGAUUCUGCAAGCGACGACGAAGAUGACAGGGAAAGCCAUGACCCGCAUGCAUGGAUUGGCAUAUCUCUGAUCUUGGGCUUCAUCCUCAUGUACCUCAUCGACACACUCCCUCAACACGCCACCACGCCAUCCAAGCCACAGCGAUUUCAGAUCAGCUUGAACCAGUUCAGUUUCAACCGUUCAUCCUCGACGUCGAAUGAAAAUGCCGAACAACCUGCUGCAGACACGUUCGCUACAUCGGACACGGCUUCCCACCCCCAAGGCUCUACUGGACGACCCAGUUCCACGACUGUGGGCCUGGUCAUCCAUGCCGCUGCAGACGGCAUCGCUCUCGGAGCCUCAUCCACCAACUCGAACAGCAAGCUAAGCUUUAUCAUCUUCAUCGCACUGAUGAUCCACAAAGCGCCAGCAGCUUUCGGCUUGACGUCCGUCUUGCUCAAACAAGGCCUGUCCAAGCGAAUGGCAAGAGCACAUCUCAUCGUCUUCUCGCUGGCCGCCCCCAUUGGAGCCAUCCUGACUUACGCCGCCGUGCAUCUCUUCGGCUUCUCGUCCGCAUCCCUCAGCAACAACACUAGCACGGAGUUCGCCACUGGUGUUCUCCUCCUUUUCUCUGGCGGGACCUUCCUCUACGUGGCCAUGCAUACCAUGCAGGAGACCGGGGCUGGGGAACACUCGCACGGUGAAGGGCAAGCCAUGAACGGCUACGCUGGCGUUCCCAUGGACGAUCCAUACUCUUCGCAUGCGCCAACCGCACCCAAACCGCAAGGGCCGGCGUUGGUGGACACGUUGGUCACUGUUGGUGGCAUGUUACUGCCGCUCCUCACGCAGUUUGGGCAUGGACAUUAG